ACACUGUCCUUGCUCGCCUGCCGUCCUUGUUGUUCAGCUGGUGUUUUGUGCUUUUUAGCUGUUUUCCUGCUAAGAUACGGCUUAAGUCGCCUGAUCCUCCCGAUGGGCGGAGUGUCUGUGCCGCGUGAGUUCGGGUACGUCAUCCUGACGGUGCUCGGCUCAUGGGGGACCCUCAUGUACCUGGCGGUCAACGUCAGCAAGGCCAGGAAGAAGUACAACGUCCAGCCUCCGAUCAUGUACAGUGACACUGAGCAUGUCUACAACUGCAUUCAGAGGGCCCACCAGAAUGCGCUUGAGUGUUACCCAUCUUUCUUGGUUCUCCUGCUCCUGGCUGGGAUGAAGUAUCCGAGAGGAGCCUCUGCUGCCGGAGUUGUCUGGUGCAUGGGGAGGAUUCACUAUGCACAUGGCUACUAUACUGGGGAUCCAGACAAGCGACGCAAGGGAGCAUACAUCCACCUGGUCGAGCUGGCACUGAUCGGCAUGUGCCUGGGGCAUGCUGGGAGUCUUCUGGGCUGGGGUCGGCGCGGCUGGGGCUGGGGAUGGCGGUGGCACUGAUUGGAUGACCAGUUCCCCUGGUAGUUUCCUAGCAACAGCACUGACGAAUAGAAAUUCUCAUAUUGGUGUGUUUGUAGGUGUCACUGAUCAGUUGAAGAUGAUGAAUAAAGAAAGAACUGUUUCCAUAGGCAACAAGUAACUCCUUCACUUCAGUACCCAAUAACACACUGGAGGUCCCC
Branchiostoma belcheri (Belcher's lancelet) is the source of this 734-nucleotide messenger RNA. RefSeq names its product microsomal glutathione S-transferase 3-like. Gene Ontology annotation, molecular function: glutathione transferase activity; glutathione peroxidase activity. The record is from RefSeq and is a predicted model, not a curated record. Gene Ontology annotation, cellular component: endoplasmic reticulum; membrane; nuclear envelope. The transcript has 5 exons. Bases 103 to 555 code for a protein of 150 amino acids. Lineage: Eukaryota; Metazoa; Chordata; Leptocardii; Amphioxiformes; Branchiostomatidae.